Molecule: messenger RNA, 681 nt
Organism: Protopolystoma xenopodis
Lineage: Eukaryota; Metazoa; Platyhelminthes; Monogenea; Polystomatidea; Polystomatidae
Source: the annotation of a GenBank genome assembly
GCUCUCUCAACUCAUCGAACAAGGCACUCCAUCGCCACUUACUAUCCUGAUCCAACUUGCUCGAAUGUUCGUUCCUUAGCAUCAGCUAAUACUACUGUGCAGCCAACUUUGUCACCUACCAGCGUCGUUAACCAAAAAACGUUAGUGUGCCAAAAAAAAGAUGUUCCUGAGUCACCUGCUUCAUAUAACGAGCAAAGUUUAUCUAUCUCCAGCCUUUCAAAAAAUCACUCGCAAAGACUAUCCAAUAAUCUUUCAUCAAAACCAACUUUAGUGCGACAGCAUGUAGUGAGCGGUCGUCUAAGCAAUGCUGUUUCCCAUCCGGAGGUCACUUUGAAAACCACUGGGCCUACAACACGCCAGCAAGCUAGAGCUGCGGCUGCUGCAUUACAGCAGCCUCUUCGUCAGAGACGCUACACAACACAGGCUACUUUAGGAACAAGUGAGGAAGUAGUUGAUCGGGGUAACCAACUGACUUUGCUCAAUUCCAAGGCAUUAUUAGAGGCUAGCUUGCACCUCGCCUCAACUCCUGUAGAGCCGCAAUCUUCUCUGUCAAAUAUUUCAAAACAAUUGGAUUCUUCGGGUCAAGAAUCCGCUUCUCGUCGUCGCCCCAGGAAAACUGCUAGGAGGCGUACAAUAAUUGGUGUUGAAAAGGUAUUUCCGAGUCUGUCAGUCAUUUUAUGA